CUCAGCUUAAGCAAACACAAUGUCCCGAAUCUUGGAAAUAAGAGCGAUUCUUUUGAGCUGCAUCCUCUAUGGCGUUGCAGGCCAGGAUUGGAUGCGAACUUUUAAAGGGGUCAAAGCCCCGAUUCCGCCUUUGAGUAAUUUUCAAAGUGCAGGAAACGAACGUUGCGGCUUGAGCAAUCCGGAUGGUCUGGGGAUCGACGUGAGAGUAACCGGUGAUUACACUAGACCAGGUGAAUAUCCCUGGGUGGUUGCCCUCUUCAACAAGGUAGGAUUCUUUUCAGCAGGUUCCCUAAUUAAACCGGGAGUCGUCCUAACCGCCAGUAAGCAACUGGAAUCCGGGGUUGCAGAGGAUAUAACGAUCAGAGCUGGAACUUGGAACAUUUCAUUUCCAGCCGGACAGUUGCCAUACGAGGAGCGUCAGGUGGCCAGUAUUGUGCGACACGAGAAUUUCAAGUUGGGAUCAGAAGAGAACAACAUCGCUCUCCUGUUCCUCAGCUCGCCGUUCGAGUUGAAGACCAACAUCCGAACUCUCUGUUUGCCCAGGCAGGGAAAGCCCUUUGAGCAAGGACGCUGCUUUGUCGCAGGAUGGAGUGCGAUACCGUUGAUUUAUGGCCAACGAUUCGUUUUGCAAACGCAAAUUCCAGUAACUUUGGUCAAUCGAGAAAUAUGUCAGGUUAAGUGGAGAAAAAACGACGAACCGAAUUUCGUACUGGGAAACGGAUUGAUCUGCACCGAAGUAGUAGAAAGAGCUUGCGCAUUGUUCAGAGGAUCUCCGCUCUUCUGUCCCACGGAGGAAGACCCAGCACGCUACGAACAGGCCGGCAUCGUUGACUGGACCCUCGGGUGUAGUAUCCCCCCGGGAAAGUACACAAAUGUGGCUUUUUACCGCAAUUGGAUUGAUCAACACGUGAACAAUAAGCAAUUUUAGGAUCUCAGCCGUUAUAUAAAAAAUAUCUUAUAAGAACUAUCUUCUUAUCUUCAGUAAUUUUCCAUAACUAAUUCGGGAGUGUUAGAGAACAUUAGGUACGAAAAAUAAAGUGGGAUCAAUUAAAGUGUAUAUAUGUAUAGGUAUAAACCUUUUCCAUUUCAAA
Molecule: messenger RNA, 1091 nt
Organism: Drosophila ficusphila
Lineage: Eukaryota; Metazoa; Arthropoda; Insecta; Diptera; Drosophilidae
Product: phenoloxidase-activating factor 2-like
Exons: 2
Coding region: 20-928 (302 amino acids)
Biological process (GO): proteolysis
Molecular function (GO): serine-type endopeptidase activity
Source: RefSeq, a predicted model, not a curated record